CGUACGCUUCGGUAAACACAUGGCAGUCUGCCGGCCGUAUAUCUGCCCAGCUACAGGCAUCCUGUCCUAGUAAGUCACCAACUUUCUGCUGCAAUCCUCUCGAUCACACACACAAUCUGCCUCUGUAUCACGCCAUUUGAGUGAGAGAAAGAGAGUACUGCAGUGACAAGAAUCCCAUCUCUUCCCUCCCGCAUACCCCAAACACACUACACCGUUGAAGCCAUAAGAUUGAAUUGAGAGCGAGCGUGAGCAAGAAGUCAUCCACACGCCAGGCGGUACGUCUUGUGCAGGUCCAGGAAUGGAAUCCUCGCUAACCACAUCGUCUCUUCUACGUGUCCUCGCCCUAGGUUUACUGACCGUCCCGGCCGCCUCCUUUCCUUAUCAGCUUGACGAGCGUCCUGGAUUUCAUGGCGAGCCACCCAUCGGUCCACCUUUCCACGGCCCUCCGUUCGGAGGCCCGGGCAGAUUCCCUCCCGGCGCGUCUGGAUGGAGUGAUCCCGUCGGGACUGGCGGAUGGGGAUAUGGCGGACAGUCAUUUAGCCCCGUGAGAACCAGUGACCCGAACAACGCGGCCACCGACUUCAUCCAAGGCCGCACCACUAGCACUACCCAGAGUGUUGUCACCAGCACUACCUUCAGCAGCUCGACGCACGGCCCGAAGCACACGACAGCGAGUUUUACCAGCACCCAAGACCCGGUCUCUACCGCCCUAUCUACUACCAAGAACCGCACCAAAAGCAUUACUGAGACCUUCACGUCGAUCACGAGCACCAGUCACGCCGGACGCAGCACCACCAGCACCUCUAACUCCACGAGUACCAUCUCCACGACCAGCGCAGCUCGCACUAGCACAGUCUCUGGCCUCACGACCAGCACAAGCACUACUCGCACACGGCGCAGGACCAAGAGCUCGACAGCAGACCCUGUACAAACCACCUCUAACUCCACGACUACCAUCUCGACUACAUCCGCGACCCGUAAUAGCACAACUUCCAGCGUCGCAACGAGCACAAGCACUACUCCCACUCGGCGUAGGACUAGAGGCCACAAAACGAGCGCUUCGAGCUCGAGCACAUCUACCGUAAGCACCUCCAACGCUACGAGCACCAUCUUGACUACCAUCAGGAGCCGGACGGGCACGGCUUCUGGCGCCACGACAACCACGAGCACAACCAACACCAGGCGCAGUACCACGAGCUCCACGAGCACCAGCACCGCCUCUACCGGCACCACGAGCUCAAGCACCGGAAGCACUACGAAAACCACAAGCUCCACAAUCAGCACUCCCACAAGCGUCGUCGUGCCUGGGGGCCAAGGUUUGGGUGAUACCUACACACUGUACCAAGGUGCUGGUACUAUCCAGGCUGGAUGGCCGGGGUUGAACGACUGGAUCGACUUUGACACUAUGUGGGAGAACAACCAAGCCUUGAUCAAGCCAUCGUGCUCUAAUCUGCAGGAGACCCUUGCCAAUGAUUCCCCGGACGAGAUUGAAGGCAUUUUGAAUGCGAUCAAUUCCGUCUCGGCCUCGACUGGUGUGCCUACGCAGUUUAUCCUUGCUGUCAUGAUCGAGGAGUCCAAAGGCUGCGUGCGUGUGCAGACGACUUUCAGCGUGCACCCCAACCCGGGAUUGAUGCAGAGCUUCAACGGCACAGGGACGUGCAACAACGAUGGAACCGUCCGCGAUCCCUGCCCCGACGGGGAGAUCAGGCAGAUGAUCAACGACGGAGUCGCCGGGACUGCUUCAGGCCCGGGCCUCGUGCAGGACUUGACGGAGGUUUCAGUGACCGACGUGAGCCGGUAUUACAAGGCUGCUCGCCUUUACAACUCCGGCUCGAUUCCUACCGACGGCAAUCUUUCUGGACCAGGCGCCAACCCAUGUUAUUGCUCCGACAUUGCUAACCGACUGACUGGAUGGGUGCUGGCUACGACGAAAUGCCAUCUGACUAAUACAGUGUGAGUGUUGUCUGCUGCAACUAAUUCGCAUAUUGAUUUACGAAGCGCGCUGGGGGCGGCGUCGGGCGCCCGGUCCGGCAUAGAGGGAAUCGGCCUGGCUGGUCAUGACUAUCAGGAUGUCUCAUGUAAAAUAGAUACGAUGCGUACGAUAAUAUGGAUGUCGAAAUAGAAUGUGCAACUCACUUCAACC
Neohortaea acidophila is the source of this 2143-nucleotide messenger RNA. RefSeq lists its product as uncharacterized. Lineage: Eukaryota; Fungi; Ascomycota; Dothideomycetes; Mycosphaerellales; Teratosphaeriaceae. Bases 299 to 1957 code for a protein of 552 amino acids. The transcript has 2 exons. The record is from RefSeq and is a predicted model, not a curated record.